Chaetomium fimeti is the source of this 1452-nucleotide messenger RNA. RefSeq names its product kinase-like domain-containing protein. The record is from RefSeq and is a predicted model, not a curated record. Bases 1 to 1452 code for a protein of 483 amino acids. The transcript is spliced from 2 exons. NCBI's taxonomy places the organism in Eukaryota, Fungi, Ascomycota, Sordariomycetes, Sordariales, Chaetomiaceae. Gene Ontology annotation, molecular function: calcium/calmodulin-dependent protein kinase activity; ATP binding; calmodulin binding. Gene Ontology annotation, biological process: cellular response to oxidative stress; protein phosphorylation.
AUGAGCACGGUAGCAGCGCAAGCCCCCGGCGACCGCCAGCCACCACAAGUCCAGCCUUGUAGGUACAAGGUUGGGAAGGUGCUCGGAGCAGGGUCCUACUCGGUCGUCAAGGAGUGCAUUCAUAUCGACACGGGGCGCUACUAUGCGGCCAAGGUGAUUAACAAGCGGCUGAUGGCCGGGAGGGAACACAUGGUGCGGAAUGAGAUUGCCGUCCUCAAAAAGGUGUCGAUGGGCCAUCAGAACAUCCUCACCCUCGUCGACUACUUCGAGACCAUGAACAACCUCUACCUCGUCACCGAUCUCGCACUUGGCGGCGAGCUCUUCGACCGCAUUUGCCGCAAGGGCUCGUAUUACGAAUCGGACGCCGCCGAUCUGAUCCGCGCCGUGCUUUCGGCCGUCGCCUACCUGCACGACCACGGCAUCGUCCACCGUGACCUAAAACCCGAGAACCUGCUCUUCCGAACCCCAGAAGACAACGCCGACCUCCUCAUUGCCGACUUCGGUCUCAGCCGGAUCAUGGACGAGGAGCAGUUUCACGUGCUCACCACCACUUGCGGCACACCGGGUUACAUGGCGCCCGAGAUCUUUAAGAAGACGGGCCACGGCAAGCCGGUCGACCUGUGGGCGUUGGGGGUCAUCACAUACUUUUUGCUGUGCGGCUACACGCCGUUCGACCGGGACUCGGACUUUGAAGAGAUGCAGGCGAUCCUUAACGCCGACUACAGCUUCACGCCGGUCGAGUACUGGCGCGGGGUAUCGGACAGCGCCAAGGACUUCAUCCGGCUGUGCCUGACGAUCGACCCGGGCAAGCGCAUGACGGCGCACGAGGCGCUGCAGCACCCGUUCGUGGCGGGGUGGGCGCGCGUGGCGGCGGCUGGCGGCGAGGGCGCCGACAAGGGCACCAACCUCCUGCCAACGGUCAAGAAGAACUUCAACGCCCGCCGCACGCUACACGCCGCCAUCGACACGGUGCGCGCCAUCAACAAGCUGCGCGAGGGCCAGGCCGGCGGUUUCAUGAACGGCAUCCGCAGCCGCGAGCCCGCCCGCGGGAACCCAGCCGCCAACGGCAACGGCAACGGCAACGGCAACAACGGCAACCAAGCCCAGGGCGGGGAGCGCAAAGAAAACCCCAACCAACAACAACAAGUCCAAGCCCCAAACCAGCCCCAAAGCCAAGCCCAAAGCCAAGACAGCGGUUACGACACCCAAACCCAAACAAACGACAAUGGUGCGGCCGCCCAUACCAACGGGCAUGCUCACGGAAACGGAAACGGAAACGGAACCGCCGACGGCGACGACGUCAACAUGGAGGACGCGCCUCCGCAGCCGCCCUCACACCUGCCGCCGUCGUAUGCGGUGCCCCCGAGCUUGCGGCCGGGCAGCGAGGCGAAUCGGGUGGUGGAGACGAGUAAGGGGCUGUGGAGUGGGGGUGGUGCUUCGAGGCGGUCUUGA